AUGUUUUGGCUCGUUUGCCAUUAUCCUAUGACGGUUCUUUCAAUAAUUUGCCAAGUGGAGAAGCCUUUAAGCGACCUUUCGACGACAACCUUUUUGAGAACCGAGGAGAAGCUACAAUCCCCAAUAUCAUAUAGCCACCAAUGUUGGUCAACCUUCCCCAAUUGCAUCUUAGCUAAGGAUGAAAUUGACUAUUCAACGAUACUCCCUCCUAUGAUGAACCAGGAUAGAUCAGAGCAACUUGGUGGUUCACUAUUAGAGUCAGAGAUGCCAAAAGCAUCCGAACCAUUAAACCAGACAACGGGACCCGACUUGAUCGAUCUGCUAGAACUCGCUGUCAUAGAUCCAAAUAUCGAAUUCUCUUGGUCCAACAUACAAUCUCUGAAUUUUCCUUACAGUGAUGAGUCUUAA
This is a messenger RNA of Paracoccidioides lutzii Pb01, 408 nucleotides long. RefSeq lists its product as hypothetical. The record is from RefSeq and is a predicted model, not a curated record. The transcript has a single exon. Bases 1 to 408 code for a protein of 135 amino acids.